This is a messenger RNA of Fusarium verticillioides 7600, 1320 nucleotides long. RefSeq lists its product as hypothetical. Gene Ontology annotation, molecular function: catalytic activity; phosphopantetheine binding. The record is from RefSeq and is a predicted model, not a curated record. Lineage: Eukaryota; Fungi; Ascomycota; Sordariomycetes; Hypocreales; Nectriaceae. Gene Ontology annotation, cellular component: cytoplasm. Gene Ontology annotation, biological process: amino acid activation for nonribosomal peptide biosynthetic process; secondary metabolite biosynthetic process. The transcript has a single exon. Bases 1 to 1320 code for a protein of 439 amino acids.
AUGUUGCCUUUAUGGUCUAUGGAAUUGAGCUAUGCUGAUAAGAUAUGUCUCAUGCUGGUAGAAUUCUUUCUUUAUUUGGGGUUAAAUGGCCAUGUCGGCCUUAUCAACUACGUCUACCAAGUUGAAGGGCGCGAUUUGAAACAAGGCCUAGCUCGGCUAGUCAAACACCUGGAAGCCAAGAACCCAAUCUUUCGUACAGUCAUGAUAGAGGACGACACUGGGAAGUUUACCCAGGUCCAGCUUUCGCACAGCAUCUCGACCUGGACCUAUCCUACAGACUUGCAGGCAUAUCUCGAUGAAACAAUGACGGGGAGACAACGCCUUGGGGCGUCACCAGUACGAUACAGCCUUGUCCUCAAGGACGAGCGACACAAAGGGCAGAACUUUUUUGUCAUUAGUCUCGACCACACGCACUGCGAUGCCUUCUCUCGCUAUCUGAUCGAUAAAGAGAUCCUCCAGAUACUGAAACAGCCGACGGAAUAUGCUAGUCUACAGAAUCCUGAGCGUCCUUGGUAUGGUGAUUUUGUCAAGCAUAAUCGCGCGCAUAUUCUCGAUGAACAACUUUCCCGGUACUGGGCCUCAUACAUGCAAGGUGCCACGCUUGCAAAUGUACACCCACUCAGCGAGGCUGUGGUAGGUGGUGAACUCGACGGUGAGAUGGUUGAGAUUGUUCCGAUCCCAGUCGUAUCUCAGUCACGGGGAACCCGUGGUCAAACAAACCCAUCCCAUGUCAUAUUGGCCGCAUGGGCCAUGGCACUGUCCAAGCAUUCAGGUCUCAAGGACAUCACCUUCGGGCUUGCUCGCCAUGGCAGAUCUUCCGACUCGUUCACGGACUUGAGACGAGUCAUGGGACCGCUGGUAACAGGGACGCCGUUCCGUGUGACACUCAACGACACCCAAGAGCGCACUGAACAAUUGCUCAACAGGGUGAAGGAAGAGGUGCUAAAGACAGCCAGAUGGGAGCAAGGAAUGGUUCCAAAUAUCCAUCCAGACGCUGAAGGCAACCCGUGGGUGCAGUCAAUGGUCAACUUGAAGUCGGAGCUGUACGGUUUCGGGAAUGAAUCUUGGACUGGGGAUGAAGCCGAAGCGGACAUUACCGCGAUCAAAAUGAGGAGAGACUUGCAGCAGUAUGAGUUCAAGAGCAAUUGGGCCAUAUUGCUGUCCACUUUACAGAAGCAGGGCCAGUUGCGACUUCGAAUGUACUAUCAGUCGCAGCUCCUGAGUCACGAUAAGGCGCAAGCAUUGUUCGCCAGCUUCAAAUCAUUGAUAGCUGAACUGGCUGCAGCAGAUGGCAGUCUGGUCACAGGCUUGUUGGACUAG